AGAGAGGGAGGGGGCGCGCUGCAAUUGUUGGAUGCCAGAAAGGUGAAGGUGCUGUCUUGAGAAGCACCUUGAGGAACCAAUCACCCGCAUACAGUAGCUUCGCUCUCUUUGCUUCAGAUACGGCUUUGGAAGGUAAAAGGCGGAAUCCUUGUGCUCAGUGUUCAGACAAAAAGACAGAAAGCAUUUCAGAAAACUCUGAGCAGCUCCUCAAUCUCGAAAUCUUUAUCCUAGAAAAGCGAGGAAAAAGGGAAGAAGAGACAAGGCAGGGAGAGGAAAACAAAUCAGCCACGUGCUUGAAGCCGAACCCUUGGCCAAUCGAAAGCCGUUGGCAAAGCGAGUACAGACAAGGACUUUGAAGAGAAGAAGAGAGGAAGGGACAAUGUCGCAGGCCGCACCUGCUCUCAGUGCGAGACUUGGUUCUUUGCUACCUCUCAACAUCAGCACACAAUGCUGUCAAGCAAGUUCUGGUGUGCACAGCCCUUUCCUCACCUCUCCCGCUACUAACCUAAAACGAGGCGCGGUUGGGGCCCGGCCUUCGCUGAGGGGGAGGAGUCGUGCUCAUAACGGCCAAGGGAAUGACACCCCUUGUUUUCUCCAGCCCCAGAGAACAGACAGGGGUUUUGGGAAGUUGUCUAGCAGUUUAGAAAGUGUGUCGGUCAAAGGGAGGCGAUCAUUAAGGGCAUGUGCGGAACGGAAGGCUGUCGAGCCUCGUCAACAACGAGAACAUGCAGAAGCAGUUGAAUCAGAGUCUGAACGGCUACCUGUCGACCUUUUCUCUGCUCCAGAACUCCCCGCAGAACCAUCGAGCAUUGACCCCACCCCUGUCACGCAGCUCCUCCCAAAGCUAAAAGCCCUUCCUCUAUGGCAAAAAACCGCUCUUCUCGGCAUCUCCGCUCUCCCCGCCCUCCCCGCCGUGUUCGCAGGGUUAAACUUUGACGGCCCAGCAAGCGUCGCGCAGGCGCUGAUCGUCCUAGGGGCUAUAGUCACUUUUCAUGAGUGCGGUCACUUUUUGGCGGCGCGCUUGCAAAACAUUCCAGUCAGUCAGUUUGUGAUCGGGUUUGGACCGACGCUAGCAGAGUGGAAGGGCAAAGAGGUGGACUACAAGCUGAAAGCGCUUCCCCUGGGGGGCUAUGUUGCGUUCCCUGACGAGGAUCCCGGGACAACGUUUGCUCAGGAUGACCCCCGGUUGCUGAAGAACCGGCCCCUGCACGAGCGCGCGCUGGUGAUUUCCGCCGGGGUUAUCGCGAAUGGGAUUCUUGCAUUCGCCGUCCUCUUUACUCAGGUACAAACAGUUGGCUACACAGAACAGCACUUCCUCCCAGGAGUGGUUGUCGGCCAAGUCAUGGAAAACUCCUCAGCGCUUCGGGGAGGGGUCCUUCGGGGUGACGUCAUCCUGAGCAUCGACGAGCAGAAGCUCGAGGGGGGUUCCGGAAGUACGUCAGAGUUGGUGGAAGCAAUCAAGCGCCGGCCGGAGAAGGAUAUUCUGCUGGAGAUUGAGAGGGGGGGAGAGAAGAUGGGCGUGCGCGUGAAGGCGGAGCGGGACAUUGACGGAGCAGGCCGGAUUGGGGUUAGUCUGCGCGCGAACGACGAGAUUGAGCGGAAAGUGGUUCGGAACACGUGGCGCGCCGUGGAGCUCGCGUCGUCCGAGUGGCGGCGGCUGACCGGCAUCGUGCUGGACGGGCUGCGCCAGAUCUUCUUCAACUUUGGCGGAACGGCAGAUAAGCUAUCGGGCCCAGUGGCGAUUGUUGCGCUUGGGGCUGACGUCGCAAGGAAUGACGUCACUGGUCUGUUCCAAUUUGCGGCCCUCAUCAACAUCAACCUUGCGAUUGUCAACCUCUUGCCGUUGCCGGCGCUGGAUGGCGGAUACCUCGCCCUCCUAGUUGUCGAGGGUAUCCGAGGCGGGAAGAAGCUACCGGAAGGUCUAGAGCAGCGGAUUAUGGCGUCCGGUUUGCUGCUGCUGUUGUCGUUAGGCUUGUUCUUGACAGUGAAGGACACCCUUAACCUGGAUUUCAUCAAGGAUUUGCUAGGAGUGUAGGUUUGUGAUUGCCAACCAAUUGUUACCACAAAUAAAGGCGGUACUAAUAGUCAGCUAGGUUCAUUCACGAUUGCUGCAUAUUGACCUGUUUCCACGUGGACUCUCAAUGUAAG
Messenger RNA from Klebsormidium nitens, 2148 nucleotides. The record is from the annotation of a GenBank genome assembly. Lineage: Eukaryota; Viridiplantae; Streptophyta; Klebsormidiophyceae; Klebsormidiales; Klebsormidiaceae.